Messenger RNA from Perca flavescens (yellow perch), 4183 nucleotides. Its product is annotated as vang-like protein 2. The record is from RefSeq and is a predicted model, not a curated record. Gene Ontology annotation, cellular component: membrane. The coding region runs from base 501 to 2081 and encodes 526 amino acids. The transcript is spliced from 8 exons. Lineage: Eukaryota; Metazoa; Chordata; Actinopteri; Perciformes; Percidae. Gene Ontology annotation, biological process: multicellular organism development.
CGGUGCUGGAUGUGUGCACAGAGAGCCGCUUAGCUCAGCGGGGCUCCGCCACACAGCAAAUGCGGAGCCGGGAUGAGGAGCGUGUGUGUCGCUGCUUUUUGUGCGGCUUCGGUGUUUUCAAUUUGAGAUGCGAUUUAACAACCAAAAAAAACUAACAAAAAAAAACUGCGUUCACCGAAAAGUUAAUAAGUUCCACUCCGGUGGUAAAUGAGCGUGGAGACUGUGGACAGAUGAGAGUCGGGAGAAAGUGAAUUUGGAGCUUUUGGAGGCACUUUCGUUGCUCGGCUCUUUGUGCUGCGGGUUGCAGCUUUUCCCUUUUGGAUAGAAAGGCUUCCAAGAUAGAUUCCCUCAGGAGUAAAGUGGACUUGCUGCGCCUCCCUCUGGCCCUCUCCACCAAGUCCAUCAGCAGUCGUAAGAGCCAGCUGGGCGUGGUCUGGGAGAAAGGCGGCGGCUCGGGGGCAGGAGGGGCCCGGAAACACCGCCCACCGCCGGCCUCCGACAUGGACAACGAGUCGACGUACUCGGGCUACUCCUACAAGUCGUCCCACUCGCGAAGCUCCCGCAAACACAGGGACAGGAGGGACAGGCAUCGCUCGAAGAGUCGCGACAGCACCAUCCGUGGAGACAAAUCGGUGACCAUCCAGGCUCCUGGAGAGCCGCUGCUGGACGCGGAGUCCACCAGAGGAGACGACAGGGAUGACAACUGGGGCGAGACCACCACGGUGGUCACCGGCACCUCCGUGGACAGCGUCUCCAACGAGGACCUGACGCGCAUGUCGAAGGACCUUGAGGAUUCUUCGCCGCUGGAGUGCCGGCGUUACCUCAGCCCAGCGUUGGCCGCCGUCCUGGGGCUCUUUGCUCUCAUCACCCCUCUGGCCUUCUUGGCCCUCCCACAGCUCCUUUGGCGGGAUGAACUGGCGCCUUGCGGCACACCAUGUGAGGGCCUUUACAUUUCUCUGGCCUUCAAGCUCCUGAUCCUCUUCAUCUCCACCUGGACGCUGUUCCUGCGCCCGCCCAGAGCCACUCUGCCGCGCUUCUUCAUCUUCCGCUCUCUGCUGCUGGCAUUGGUCUUCCUCUUCGUGGCGUCCUAUUGGCUCUUUUACGGGGUGCGGGUGCUGGAGCCCAGAGAGACGGACUACAGGGGGAUUGUGGGAUAUGCAGCGUCUCUGGUGGACGCGCUGCUGUUCAUUCAGUACUUGGCCCUGGUGCUGCUGGAGGUCCGGCAUCUGCAGCCCGCUUUCUGUCUAAAGGUUGUGAGGACUACAGACGGACAUAGUCGCUUCUACAACGUGGGACAUCUCAGUAUUCAGAGGGCUGCAGUGUGGGUUCUGGACCAGUACUACAGUGACUUCCCAGUCUAUAACCCCGCCCUACUCAACCUGCCCAAGUCCAUCCUCUCCAAGAAAAUGUCUGCCUUCAAGGUUUACAACUUGGGGGAAGAGAACAGCACCAAUAACUCCACGGGUCAGUCCAGAACUAUGAUCGCAGCCGCUGCUCGGAGAAGAGACAAUUCCCACACCGAGUACUACUACGAGGAGGCAGAAGUGGAGCGCAGGGUCCGCAAACGAAAGGCCAGACUAGUGGUGGCAGUAGAAGAAGCAUUCACCCACAUCAAGCGUCACCAGGACGAAGAGGCGACCGCAUCCUCCCCCAAACACCCGCGGGAGGUGAUGGACCCCAGGGAGGCGGCCCAGGCCAUAUUCGCCCCCAUGGCUCGGGCCAUGCAGAAGUACCUCCGCGCCACCAGGCAGCAGUCCUACCACAGCAUGGAGAGCAUCAUCAACCACCUGCAGUUCUGCAUCACACACAACAUGACUCCCCAGGCUUUCCUCGAGCGUUACCUAAGCCCAGGCCCCACCCUACAGUACCUGGACACCAGCAGGGGGCGCCAGUGGACACUAGUGAGUGAGGAGCCGGUGACUUCUGCUCUCCAUCAAGGCCAAGUCUUCUCCCUGAGACGCCUCGACUUCUCCCUGGUCGUUACGGUGACGCCCCUCCCCUUCCUGCGUUUGGGCGAAGAGUUCAUCGACCCCAAAAGGCACAAGUUUGUCAUGAAGCUCCAGUCCGAGACGUCUGUGUAGGACGAGGACGCUGAAUCAAACAUACUCAUCUUAGUGCUUUCAGGGUAUCUUCUUUUUAUUUUUAUUUUUUUGUAUACCUUUUUUUUAGUUUGUUUUCGUGAUUUUUGCUUUGUUUGUUGAUGAGCGUGACACCCAAGAAUAAAAAAAGAAAAGACAACGUAAUGUCAGACAUUGUUACCCAAACAAACUUUAUUAGACUCAAAGUGCUAACUGUUAACUUUUGAUAUUGCACUACAGACUGCUCCCAGUUCCCAUGAUACUGACAUUUUCUUUGGGUUUCUUAGGAGCUUUUCAACACUCAUUUAAGGAAAUACAUUGUUUUGAUGAAAGAAAAUUGAUUCUUCGGUUGAAAGAAUGACUACUUGUGUCUAUCGGUUGGAUUUUAGCCAAUUUUUUUUAUUCCUGCAACAUUUAUUCAAGAGAAUAUACCCAUGUAGGGUCUGUGUUAAAGUAUUUUGAGUGUGCACUGACCUUUUUUAAUGCACACUCUAUGUCAGAGCUAAUCUUACUUCCCUUUUCCCUUUUUUACUUGAACUUCUUGUUAUCGAAUUUGGCCUUUACAGGCUACAGACGGACAGAAUCAGGUGAUGACCCCAUGGUCCCCUGGUCUUCCCUUUCGGGCCAUUGAAUGGUUUCACUGACUGAAUCAUUCCGUCCUCUUUUUGUUUACUGAAAAGUGGACAUGCAUACUGUACUUCCCACUGAAAGUCAGAAAUAAGAAACACUGGAUGGACUUCUAAUGCACUGAUCAUUUUAUCAGUGCAUUGUUUGUAUUAUUUCCCGCUCAGGUUUUAUUGAAUCACUUCUCAUUUCUGGAGAAAUUCCCUCCUGCACUGAGAAUUAAUCUAACUUUCUGAGCAUAAUGUAUGACCAGUUUAUGUCCAGUGAUACUGGUAACGAAUGUUUUCUCCUCUACAUAUGAGGUUUGAAUUGGACUUGAUGAACUCAAGCACAAUACAGCCAAGUACUGCCAAUGUGUUUCUUUUUGGCAGCUUGAUGGUAAUUACUGUCUCUGAUAUUUUUAAAGUGAGUGUGUUAAUUUGUGUGUGUGUGUGGUUGAGCAUGGCUGGAUCACUAACCGGACAAAGUGGCCUGGACCAAAAAGCCUUAGGGUUCCUCCUUGUGCGUAAUUUGAGUGACUACAAGUAUUUUUUUUUUUUUUUUUUUUUUUUUUUUUCACUUCUGAAGUACAAUAUAUAUUAAGACAGGUUCUCCAUUACCUAACUUUUGGCUCAGUCUUGUAGAAGUGGCCGUGUCAAAAUCUAAUUUUCAAGACCUUAAAAAAGUGCUUCCCCCGAUUUAGUACUGCACUCCUUUUGCCAUUGUUGGACUUGAUAGUGCAAAACGUUUCAAAAUCAAUGCAGCAGAAUCCGAGAUAUCUUUUAAUUCCACACAUUCCUCAAGCCACAAAAGGCUUUACUCAGUACAGCUUUUUUUCACAAGACCUGUAAAAAAUGUUUUUGUGAAAGAUAAGGCUCUUGCCCUGUAAUUACUUUUGUUUAUUUUUGUUCUAUACUAUAUUUCUAUCAAAGUGCUUUAAGGCAAUUGACACUGAUAUUGACACGGCUAUUAUUCAGUUGAUUAUUCAGCACAGAAAAUCAACAUUCACAUUUGUGAAGCCAGACACCAAUGAUUUUUUUUGUGUUUCUGCCUAAAUAAUCUACAAAUAAUCAAAAUAGUCGCAGAUGGAUUUUCAGUUGAUUAACUAACUGAUUAACAGAUUUAAUUGUUCAACUUCUAGAGUAAUAUUUGGUGCCGUAUAUAUGAGGUGUCAACAGGGGAUCCCCAGCAGGAUAAUCCAGCCAUGUACAUGUACACAUUUGUGUCUUUUGUCACUCAGAGAUAAAUUUAUAGAUGUCCUUUUUACACUACAGAUUGUUGUGCCACUCAACAAGCGGUUGACUUGUACAUUUUGAUGCAGUUUCUAAGGUUGUAUUGUUCCAGUUUUUAAAUAGAUCACUUUGUUGUACUCUAUCUAUGCUCCUAACACUUGUCUCUGAAGGACAUUGUCUUUAAAACACAGAUUGUUGGGUAACACUUUACUUGAAAGUAUCAUGUGUGUGACAUGACACUGUCAUGAACACAUGACACUGUCAUGACAC